Messenger RNA from Exophiala aquamarina CBS 119918, 541 nucleotides. RefSeq lists its product as uncharacterized. NCBI's taxonomy places the organism in Eukaryota, Fungi, Ascomycota, Eurotiomycetes, Chaetothyriales, Herpotrichiellaceae. The record is from RefSeq and is a predicted model, not a curated record. The transcript has 2 exons. The coding region runs from base 1 to 273 and encodes 90 amino acids.
AUGAAGCUGACAUCUUUCCUCGCUUACUUGACCUGUGCGGCGACUGCGACGGCAGCGGGCCUUCGUAGAAGAGGUUGCGAUUCGUGUGGACUGAGUCAGGAAUUUGCUGAAGAUGUAGUUGCCAAAUUCAUCUCCACUCCGGAUCACGGAGACGUUGCAACGGCCAAUGCAACUGCCCAAGCACUUCUCGCUGACGGUUACCAAGAGACUAGUGACUCGAUUCUAUCAUUGGAAGGCCAACCUUUGGGCGGCGUAACGUUCGAGGGGAAAUAAGGAUACAUUGCAGGAGUCCUCAGCGCACCACCAGUCGAGGGAAUAACGACCAACGAGAUCCUUGUAGCAGGAAAAAAAAUAAGAUCCUCUGGUACUGGAUAUUUACGGCAUUGCGACUGCGCAGUAUGAAGUCAAGGGUUCUAACCUGUUCACCAUCACAGAUCAAGGGCAGAUCAGUCAAGUGGACCUGGAAUUCAAUAGCAUUGCGUGGGCUCUGGAUACUGGGUAUCAGAUCAUCUUCCCAGCAGGUGGUGCCCCCGGGAAGUGA